CGUAAUUGUCUCUUUUGGGGCAUUUUUUAACAUUGUUUUGACACGUUUGUACGUUUUUGCUUUCUGAAAAUGUUAUACAUCUAUUCUGCUGUCCGUGGUAGAACCCGAACGGACCUCGAGAGCUGGAGCUUAGCCGAUUGAUGAGCUUCCGGUAGCCAAACGGCUAGUACGCAGCAACAUACACAGCAUCAGACAGAUCUGUCUACCUUAAAUGGAGACUUAUUGAGAUUACUUUAAGCGCAAAUGAAGUACUUUGAAUAUAAUUAGUGUCUCCGAACAAGCGGAGGAACAGUAAGAUGGAUGCAAGGGAAGCUCCUUCCCAGAGGCCUGACACGUUGGACAUCACAGACGAUGCCGACCCUGCAGCCUCAUCUUCAGAGCCGGCAGCACCCGGCAGCUUGGCCCCCUUCAAGGACAACAUUCUGGCCCUGGAGGACAGCAUUGAUCUGGGAGGAGCAGAGUUUGCGACACCCCACGAGGACAGCAGCGCCACCCCCUCAGAGAGCCUGAUGGACAGGUUGAACGACCAAAUGAUGGAAAGCGUCAUGAUUUCUGAUUCACCUAACAACAGCGAGGAAGAGGAUGUGGCUCCCAUCGACUCAUUUCUGGAUAGAGGGGAAGAUGAGAGAGCAACUGAAAAGGAUGAAGGGAAAGAGGCUGAGAUGAUACAGGGGACAACUGAUACAAAGAUUUUUGUGGAGCAGCAGAACAACAUAUGUUCAGAAGAGGGCCCAACAGAGCAGAUGAAUACACCAGAGGAAUCCAAAGACAUUGUUUCACCGCAAAGUGACAAUGAGAGUUUGUAUGUUAGUGGAUGUGAGGAACCAGAAUCUCAGUCACCCCAGGAGACAGAAUCAAAAGACCAGCCUGUGCCGGUGUGUACAAUCUUCAGCCAGAGUGCACAGCCUAAGUCACUGGUGGCUGAUGGCUUCAAACCCACCCUGAUCAAAUCCCCCAGUUUUAGCAUGGGAAGCGAUGGAGCCAAUGAGGACACAGCGACCCCUCAUAAGCAGAACAUUCCACUAAUGUGUCAGCCAAGCCCUAGUCUCAGUAAAUUCUUCACUGACAACGGGCAGGUCAAUCCAGCCUCUGAUUUUUUUGAUUCUUUUACCACCCCUUCCUCCUUCAUCUCCAUUUCCAACCCAAAUGCAGAGGUGCCUCCUGGGACUGGAAUGGCAGCUGGAGCUCCUACAGCUGAGCACCAGCUGUCCUCCACAUCCUCCUCCAUCUCCACCCCAGGUGGGAGUUUGAACUCUGGUCCUGUUCCCAACCCAAUGUUUUUUCUUGAUCCUAAUGAACAAAGCACCAAGCCCCAUGUCCUCCCAACCCAGACAGCCCCACUUCCCACUCAGUCCCCUGUCUCAACUCCAACAUCACAAGAGCAACCCUUUAACCAGCUCCAGGCUGUGUUUUCAGGCACAGACGACCCGUUUGCAACUGCACUUAGCUUGAGUGAGGUGGAUAGGCGCCAUGAUGCUUGGCUGCCAAGUGAGGAAACCAGGAAGGUGUUGAUUUCAGUGGCCACCCAGCAGUAUAGCCCUGCCUAUGUGGAGAGCAGCAGACUUACCAUGCCUGGUCUAAAGUUUGACAACCUGCAGGUGGAUGCUGUGAAGGACUUAAUGCUUCGUUUCGUGGGCGAGCAAGCAGCAAUGAAGCGUCAGGUCCUCACCGCCAGCUCUGUGGAGCAGUCCUUCAAUGGCCUCAAACAGCUCGUUAGCAGCAAGAACUGGCGAGCAGCAGUGGAUCUGACGGGACGGCUGCUGACAGCUCAUGGUCAAGGAUACGGCAAGGCCGGCCAAGCGGCGUCUCACACCACCGACUCUCUGCAGCUCUGGUUUGUACGCCUGGCUCUGUUCACCAAGCUGAACCUUUUCCAAAAUGCUGAGCUAGAGUUUGAACCCUUUGGCAACCUGGAUCAGCCAGACCUGUAUUACGAAUACUACCCAGCUGUUUACCCCGGGAAGAGAGGCUCGAUGGUUCCGUUCUCCAUGCGGCUGCUGCACGCUGAGCUCCCCCAGUACCUGGCCAAGCCCCAGGAGGCUCUGGACCGCCUUCACCACCUAGAAACGAUCUGCCUCGCUAUUUUAGAUAACCUGGAAAAGGGCUUGGCUGAAGACGGCAGCAUGGUCACCUUAACACAGGAAAACAGGCAAGCGUCUCUAAAGCUGUGGAGGUCUCGUCUCAGCCGGGUCAUGUACUCCAUGGCCAACUGCCUGCUGCUGAUGAAGGACUACGUCCUGGCAGUGGAGACCUAUCGCUCCAUCGUCCAGUAUGAACCCCAGCAGAGAGUGCAGCUGCUCAGCGGGAUCGGGCGCAUCUUCCUGCAGAUUGGAGAUGUUAAAAUGGCGGAGAGGUUCUUCCAGGACGUGGAGAAAGGCUGCCAGAAAGGUGGACCCCUCUCUGACACCACAUGUGUGUUAAUGAACAGGGCGUUUGUCUACCUCAGCCAGAACAACUACACUGAGGCGCACGCAACGUUCCUGGAAGUGCUCAAGAUUGACCCCACAAACCCAGUGGCAAACAAUAACGCAGCCGUGUGCCUGCUGUACCUGGGCCGGCUGAAGGAGUCCUUGGGCCAGCUGGAGGGCCUGGUGCAGCAGGACCCCGCCUCCUACCUUCAUGAAAGCGUGCUCUUCAACCUGACCACCAUGUAUGAGCUGGAGUCGUCCCGCAGCACUCAGAAGAAGCAGGCUCUGCUGGAAGCCGUGGCCUGCAGGGAGGGGGACAGCUUCAACACGCAGUGCCUCAAGCUGGCCUGAGACGCUGGAGGGGGGGACCCGCACGGCCGGUCCGCCGAGAAGCUGCAAGCUCCGCCUCUUUUAGGGGGAGAGGGUUGCUUUAGUUUGAAGCUCUGGUUUAUCACUUUAAAAAAAGGCAUUUUGAGGGCAGAAAUAUUCCUCAGCCACACGUCACAUGCGUGUAAAAUGUUGUACAUGUUGUUUCUUGUAAAUAUGAACUAGCUGUACGUUACCCAAACCCUCACAACCACCAACCACUAUCAGGUGAGGCUCACAACAAAUCAUCUUUGUUUCACUCGUGCAGAAAUGGAAAUGUGAAAAUCGGCUUUGCCGGGGUUAUGAACUGUUGUGAUCUACGACUGUUGCUAAGCAACAGAGACAGUAUGGAUGUGCUGGGAGAGAGGGUGGUGGUCAUGUGACUGACCAUCAGCCUGUUAAUCUGGCAGCUCGUGUUCAUGUUUUACACUCCCAGCUUUUCAAAAAAAAAAAAGAUCCCCUUUCCCGUAGGUCUUUGUUUUAACCUCAGGUUGCAGUUUCCUCCUGUCUCGUGGAGUCGCUGCAUCCAGACGCUGAGAUCUGAAAGAGGGAAUUCGCUGAAACCAGAGCUUUCAUGGGCUGGGAACUGCUAGCAGCAUUAUUGUUUGUGUGUGUGGGAAACGAACACUAAAGACUGGAAACGAGCAGUAACUGAAUCACAGCCAUGAGGUGCUUAAUGGAUACUCGGGCAUAAAGCGGGUGUUGGAGCUCCAAGCUGUGUCUGUCAGAAGUGAGACGCCGUGGAGUGGAGCAGCUAAGGUGGUGUUUCAUAGAGCUAAAAUGCCUAGAUCUGACCUCAACGCAGAUCCUUUCAGCCCAGAAGCAGCGGCUGUGGUUGGGAGACGGUUGUGCAGACUCGGUCCAGUUCAUGAGUCUGCGUACGAACUGGAGUCUGAGAACAAACUGGAGCUCCAGUCCUCUGAGAACAGCUGGACUCCCGCAGAGACCCCUGCACUUCAUGAACCAAGCUCCACCAAACCUCUGGCUCUGUUCUCUCGGCUUCCUCCUGCUCUGUUCCAAUGUUGUGCAGCAUUUUUACACAAUAAAAGGGUUCUGUCCAAAUCA
Molecule: messenger RNA, 3839 nt
Organism: Oryzias latipes (Japanese medaka)
Lineage: Eukaryota; Metazoa; Chordata; Actinopteri; Beloniformes; Adrianichthyidae
Gene: trappc12
Product: trafficking protein particle complex subunit 12
Cellular component (GO): TRAPP complex; Golgi apparatus
Molecular function (GO): protein binding
Source: RefSeq, a predicted model, not a curated record